UUCGUUUUUUUGCACAAAGUAAAAGAUAUUUCAAUUGUCAUAUACGUGAAUGCACCAGCUAUUUCAGAAUACCUGAGAAGAAUUUCAACUUGUUUCUCUCCUUUUUUUGUGUCCCACCCCUCAGUUUAUUGCAACUGCUUUCAAUUUCAUUUAUUUAUUUUUAACCAGACAAGCGACCCGCCAGCUGCCCGACAAAACGACUGCCUGUUAACUUGAACUUCCCAUGGAAAGUUUGAAUGCACAGCCAGCCUCUGCUGACGGCAUCGAUGAUCUGCGGUUUUCGCAGCUUUCGCUCAGCGGCACGGCCAACCAGCGCUACAGCGAUGACGGCGGCAGCGACAAUGAAGCCUGUUGUGCUGACGACAAAAGCCUUCCUGAGCAUGCAUGCGCCUACUGUGGCGUGCACGAAGAGAACAGCGUGACAAAGUGCCUUGGGUGCAAGCGGUGGUUUUGCAAUGCGCGCGGCAACACGUCAAGCUCACACAUUAUCUGGCACCUGGUCAAGGCGCACCACAAGGAGGUGCAGCUGCAUCCGGGCAGUCAGCUCGGCGAGACAACGCUUGAGUGCUACAACUGCGGCGCGCGCAAUGCCUUUUCUCUAGGCUUUAUUCCGGCCAAGAGCGACACAGUGGUUGUCAUCCUGUGCCGCCCCUGCGCGUCGGCUCCGUCGUCGAAGGACGUGAUGUGGGACGCUGCCCAGUGGCAGCCGCUGAUCCACGAGCGCCAGCUGAUCAAUUGGCUGGUACAGGUGCCGUCUGCGAAGGCGCAGCAGAACGCCAAGCUACUCAGCACGCAGCAGAUCCGCGAGCUUGAGGAGAUGUGGGUGCGCAGCUCCGGUGCCACGGUGGCCGACAUCGGACACAUUGAAGCCGAGAUCGAGGUCAACCGUGUGCUCUUGCGCUACGAGGACGCCUACCAGUACCAAAACAUAUUCGGGCCGCUGGUCAAGAUCGAAGCCGACUACGACAGGCGCAUGAAGGAGUCGCAGACGCAGGACAAUAUCUCGGUACGCUGGGACACCGGGCUCAACCGCCGUGAGCUGGCAUACUUCCAGCUGCCAAAGUACGAGCUGGGCGAGUUGCGGCUGGUCAUCGGCGACGAGCUCCGCCUGUCGUACGCGGGCGCCAUGCUGCGUGAGCCGUGGGAGGGCAGCGGCAACGUCAUCAAACUUCCGAACAGCACCAGCGACGAUAUUUGCAUCGAGAUGUCGACCGGCGACUCGCCGACCGAGAUCUGCGACAACUUCUCGGUCGACUUUGUGUGGAAGUCGAUCACGUUUGACCGCAUGCAGAGCGCAAUGAAGAAGUUUGCUGUAAUGGAGGCAUCGGUCAGUGAGUAUAUAUACCACAAGCUGCUCGGCCACGAGGUCAAGAAGGUCGACCUGGAGACCAAGAUGCCCCGGCAGUUCAACGCGCCCGGGCUGCCCGAGCUCAACGCGUCGCAGAUCGACGCCAUCAAGUCGGCGCUUCGCAGCCCGUUGAGCCUGAUACAGGGCCCACCCGGCACGGGAAAGACCGUCACGUCGGCGACCCUGGUCUACCACCUCGCCAGAGCCAACAACGGCAAGAUUCUCGUCUGCGCGCCCAGCAACGUAGCCGUCGACCAGCUGACCGAGAAGAUCCACCGCACAGGCCUGCGCGUGGUACGCAUCACGGCCAAGAGCCGCGAGGAGCUCGAGUCGCGCAUCUCGCAUCUUGAGCUGCACACGCAGGCGCUGAUGAACGACACGAUCCCCGAGCUGCAGAAGCUGCACAAGCUUAAGCUGGCCAUGGGUGAGCUCAGCAGCAGCGACCAGAACCGCUACCGCCGGCUGCGCACCGAGUCCGAGAUGGAGGUGCUGCGCUACGCCGAUGUCAUCCUGUGCACGUGCGCUGGAGCCGGCGACAAGCGCCUGUCAAAGUUCCAGUUCCGCACGGUGCUCAUUGACGAGAGCACGCAGGCGUCCGAGCCUGAGUGCCUGAUCCCGCUGGUCAUGGGCGCGCGCCAAGUCGUCCUCAUCGGCGACCACCAGCAGCUGGGGCCGGUCAUCAUCAGCAAAACGGCUGCGAGCGCCGGGCUCAGCCAGUCUCUGUUCGAGCGCCUGGUGUUCUUAGGGCUGCGCCCGCACCGCCUCGUCGUGCAGUACCGCAUGCACCCGUGCCUCUCGGAAUUCCCGAGCAACUUCUUUUACGAGGGGUCGCUGCAGAACGGCGUCACGGCCCAGGAGCGCACGCGCAGCGACAUUGGCUUCCCAUGGCCCAACCCAGACAAGCCGAUGAUGCUGUUGGCGUGCAACGGCGUCGAGGAGAUUGCAUCCAACGGCACGUCGUACAUCAACCGCGUCGAGGCCAGCGCCUGCGAGAAGAUCGUUACGCGCAUGCUCAAGGCCAACCUGAACCCAGAGCAGAUCGGCGUGAUCACGCCCUACGAAGGCCAGCGCAGCUGGAUCGUCCAUCACAUGGCGCAGGCCGGGCCGCUCGUCUCCGAGUCGUACAAGGAGGUCGAGGUUGCCAGCGUUGACGCGUUCCAGGGCCGCGAGAAGGACUACAUCAUCCUCAGCUGCGUGCGAAACAACGAGCACCAGGGCAUCGGCUUCCUCAGCGACCCGCGCCGCCUCAACGUCGCGCUGACCCGCGCCAAGUACGGCGUGAUUGUGCUUGGCAGCCCCAAGGUGCUGAGCCGCAACCCGCUAUGGCACGAGCUGCUGUCGUACUACAAGCUCCACGGCGUGCUGGUCGAGGGCCAGCUCAACAACCUCGUGCAGAGCGCGGCACGCCUCAGCAAGCCGCGCAUGCCCAGGGGCAGCCACCCGCUCAGCGGCCGCAGCAUGGUCAUGCAGGUCAACACUGCGCCUGGAGCCGCCAGCAGCAACCGGCUGGCGCAGCUUGUGGGCCGCAACACCAUGCGCUACAUCCCGCCCGACCUCGAGCCUGCCGGCGAGCAGGACGCGGCCCGGGGCGCGCAGGGCGCGGGGCCAGGCGGCUACGCACAAGGCACCUCGCUGUACAGUAACUUCUUUGGCGGCUCCGGCGCGUCAUCGUCGAUGCUCACCCAGGCGUCGUACGCCGACCCGUUGGCGAGCCAGUUCUUUUCGCAGGACUUCGACAUGCAGACGCAGCAGUUCACGCAGCAAGACACAGUGCUCCUGCCCGCCGCCGGCCCCAGGGCCACGCCAGGCUUGCCAGUGCCGUCAGCAUCCUCUCCUCGCGGCGGCGCGUUUGGCGACGGAUACAUGCCGAGCGACCUAUCGCCCGGAGACAGCCGUAACAUGUUCAACCCGCGGAUGCACGCGUCCAUCAUGUUCAGCAAGAGCGACCGCGUCAUGAUUUCCAACGAGCAGAUGGCAUCUGGUGCGCCGCCAGCAUCGGCAGCAACCGCAGUGGACCCUCGCAAGACGCUGCCAAAGGAUGCUGCGGCCGCAGCCAAGCUCCAGCAUCAGCACCAGCCCUAUGGCGAAAGUGAGUUCUUGCACACACAGCCAUUCUCGCAGAACUUCUUGACGCAAGAGUCGAUGUUUGGCGGCUACCGUGGAGGCGCAAUGGAUGACCUGGCUGGCAGCUCGCAAUUCACCAGCGCCGGGGCAUCGCAGUUUACGCAGGACUUUGGCACGCAGAGCUUUACGCAGAACUUUACGCAGUACUAGGCGGCGAUGGCGCCACUGCGCACAUCCUCGCCUUAAUGUGCAGUGUGUGCAGUGUGUGCAGUGUGUGCAGUGUGUGCAGUGUGUGCAGUGUGUGCAGUGUGUGCAGUGUGUGCAGUAUGUCCAGUGCUGCCCAGGCGACUGGCACAUUGUCAUAUUGCCGUUUUAUUAAUGCGGAGUGCAAUAUGCACAUGACAUUUUACCCAGUUCGCCUUUGUUUCGGCCGUCUCCUUUGCCGCCUAUUGCGCGUACAUCCCCCGCCUAUCUCAAUCUCCGUGCUGGGCGCCGCGCGCGCGUGCAGCCCAGCUGACACUGUGAGUUGCGAGUUGAGAAUUGCAACUCACGGCUUGCAAUUUGAAACUGAUAUCGAUAUGAAUGUUUUUCCGAUGUCGUACUUGUUUCAACUCCGCUCAUAGCCUUGGUC
Molecule: messenger RNA, 4043 nt
Organism: Kickxella alabastrina
Lineage: Eukaryota; Fungi; Kickxellomycota; Kickxellomycetes; Kickxellales; Kickxellaceae
Product: P-loop containing nucleoside triphosphate hydrolase protein
Exons: 1
Coding region: 224-3622 (1132 amino acids)
Biological process (GO): nuclear-transcribed mRNA catabolic process, nonsense-mediated decay
Cellular component (GO): cytoplasm
Molecular function (GO): RNA binding; RNA helicase activity; zinc ion binding
Source: RefSeq, a predicted model, not a curated record